Molecule: messenger RNA, 1749 nt
Organism: Rhododendron vialii
Lineage: Eukaryota; Viridiplantae; Streptophyta; Magnoliopsida; Ericales; Ericaceae
Product: polyadenylate-binding protein RBP47-like
Exons: 6
Coding region: 194-1492 (432 amino acids)
Cellular component (GO): cytosol
Molecular function (GO): mRNA binding
Source: RefSeq, a predicted model, not a curated record
CCUCAACUAAUCCCCCCUCCCUUUCUCUCUCUCUCUCUCUCUAAAAAUACCCAGAUUCAAUAUCCAUUACCAUACUUAUACACCCACAGAAAUCUAACCUUAUACACACAGAUAUCAGGAAUAUAACCCUGUUUGUAUACCCAAUAAAUCAAUUUGAAAGCUUGUAUUUUUGGAAAGAGAGAGAAUAAGAGAGAUGCAGCCCAGCAACGGUUCUGAUCCACAAAAACAGGGGCAGCAACAGCACCGCCCUGCGGCGGCGCCGUCCGCGGCGCUGCAGCAGCAGCAGUGGGUGGCGGCGAUGCAGUACCCGGCAGCGGCGGCGAUGGUAAUGCAGCACCACGGGAUGAUGCCGGUGCCGCCGCCGCCGCAUUACGCGCCCCAGUACCUGCCGUACCACCCUCACCACUACCCUCACCCGCAUCAAUACCAUCACCAUGUUCAGCAGAACCAGCAGCAGGGAUCCAACGGCGAGAACAAAACCAUCUGGGUAGGUGAUCUGCAUAAUUGGAUGGACGAGGAUUACCUCCACAGCUGCUUCACUUCCACCGGAGAGGUCACCUCCAUUAAGGUUAUUCGAAAUAAACAGACUGGGCUGUCAGAGGGUUAUGGAUUUGUGGAGUUCUUUUCCCACUCUGCAGCAGAUAAAGUCCUACAGAAUUAUACUGGAAAACAAAUGCCUAAUACUGAACAACCUUUCCGCUUGAACUGGGCUUCAUUUAGCAUGGGCGAUAAGCGUGCAAAUAAUGGUUCUGAUCUUUCUAUAUUCGUAGGAGAUUUAGCCUCAGAUGUUACGGAUAGCCUACUACAUGAAACUUUUUCGAGUAAAUAUCCUUCCAUAAAAGCUGCUAAAGUUGUCAUUGACGUCAAUACUGGCCGUUCAAAAGGUUACGGUUUUGUAAGGUUUGGAGAUGAGAAUGAGAGGUCACAGGCUAUGACUGAAAUGAAUGGUGUAUAUUGUUCAAGCAGGCCUAUGCGCAUUGGAGUCGCAACUCCUAGAAAGUCAUCUGGCUAUCAGCAGCACUAUUCCUCUCAAGGUGGAUAUGUAUCAAAUGGUGGUCCAGCCCAGGGCUCCCAGUCUGAAGGAGAUUCUACAAACACAACUAUAUUUGUUGGAGGGCUUGACCCUAAUGUCACGGACGAAGAUCUGAGGACGCCUUUCUCUGAGUAUGGUGAUAUAGUCUCCGUGAAAAUACCAGUUGGGAAGGGCUGUGGGUUCGUACAAUUUGCUAACAGAAAUAAUGCUGAGGAGGCCCUGCAGAAAUUGACUGGCACAACAAUUGGAAAGCAAACGGUGCGGCUUUCUUGGGGACGAAAUCCAGCAAACAAGCAGUUGAGAGGUGACUUUGGCAGCCCAUGGAACAGCCCAUAUUACGGAGGGCAAAUGUAUGAGGGCUAUGGAUAUGGUUUGCCACCGCCACACAGUCCAAGCAUGUACGCUGCGGCUUACGGGGCUUAUCCAAUGUAUGGCACCCACCAACAACAAGUAAGUUAAAUGGCUCUACCCAAGGGAAGAGUACGUUUAGUUCUAGCAUCCAGACAGUUGCAGACCCGCGUCGUUACAAUGGCCUUCUCUUUUCCAUGGUUGGCUCGGUCUGUAGAAUUUUAUGAUCCCCUCCAGAUGUGCGAGUGGAAAUGAAUUUUGUUGUCACGAGGUAGUCUUAUGUAGGGAUUUUGAGGGAAAAAAAACAUUUGUUUAGAAGUUCAGAUUUAACGUGAAACUUCUCGAUUGGAAUAAAUCGAUCUUUCCAA